This is a messenger RNA of Spirometra erinaceieuropaei, 5156 nucleotides long. NCBI's taxonomy places the organism in Eukaryota, Metazoa, Platyhelminthes, Cestoda, Diphyllobothriidea, Diphyllobothriidae. The record is from the annotation of a GenBank genome assembly.
AUGAUUUAUGCUGUUGCAAAAACGUUUCCCUUCUUCCAGCUUACCACCCAGGCACUCGAAACUACGAUAAGAAAGUUGGCUGAACUACCGUCGCAAAGGGCUUCUCUUGAGUCCCUGAAGACCACUCUCGGCAAUAUGAGGGACGACUCCGCUACAUGCAAGGAGAACCUCCUCACUGAGAUCGCUUCUGCUGAUCAGGAACUGUACUAUGCGGCCUACUAUUCUCUCGAAAGAACCAAACUGACCGUCGCGGCAACCCAUGCUGAGGAGCUCAGCAGGUUUAAGAAACUUCGAAGGAACUUGGCGAAGUUGAAUCGGAGACGGGCUGACUUGCUUCAGACGGCAAACAUUGUGGAAAUGGUAACUUCCGAAGAGUCUUUAAACCUGAGUUCUACGAUAUUUGUUUUAUCAGGCCGACAUAGGAGAGGCAGGGAACGCCAUGACUCGCGCUUCAAUUAGACUGUUAUGUUUGAGGCUUAUGCACCGUCAGUCAUAAACGUACCAUCAAAGCUCAUUCAGUGUGAUUGGUGUUUAGUGUGGGUGCGAUGGUCUGCCUAAGUUUCUACUGCCGUUUCAUGCACAUAACAACCUUGGAUUCUAGCCAAACACCCUGUAUUGCCUUAUGAUUGUAUUGCAGAGACCUACUCUAGAGACCGCUUCUCCAUUUUCAGAACAUCACUGCCUUGAAGGAAGUGGAACGGUCAGCAAAAAAACUGCUUGAAUGCGUCAAGAACUUGCAACAGACGGCGGCACUCUGUGAAGAUUCUGGCUUUGAUAAAUUAAACCUAGCGCCGGAUUUUGCAUCGGUAAUUUAAUCAUACCUGAAAAUAUUUUAUCGUGAGUCAAUAUGGUUGGCAUAUUUGGAAUCUUUUGCUUGUAUCACCCACUGAUUUCGCAUAAUAUUUCUUGGCAAACACUGAGCAUCUUUGCGUGGUAAUUCCAUUCUUAAAUGUCUCUAACCCCCAACGCUUAUCCCUAACACUAACCCCUAACCUUUAACAAGUGCGACUGCGAAAUAAGAUCCUACCAGUUAGGGGUAAGCGGUCGGGCUUAGGCGUUAGGCUCGGGCUUGUCUACUGGAGGUACGGCAACGAAAUAGGAUCUGACAAAGGUGGCAUCUGUUUGUUAUGUCAUGUUGAGGCUAUAGACGAAUGUAUCCACCAAAGUCAGGUUUUGUCCAAAAUCUUUGGGUUAAUUAUUAGUAUUUAAGAAAACCCAAAAUCACGAAAACCUAGCAUAAUCAAAUUAUUGUUUUCGCAUUCUUUUACUGAUCGAAUCUAAAGACAUAAUAACGCAUGCAAGUGAGAAAUCACCCUGGCGAAAUAAUUUAACGAAAAAGAGAAAGGGGGACUGGAAUUAUCAUUUCAGACUUUUUAACUAUCGUCAGUUAGUCGAACUCAACUCCGAGGUGUGCAACCCCGAGGUUUGAACUCGCGACCUGUCGGUUAAAAGCCCACCGUCCAAACCACUAAGCCACGGGCUCGUUGUCCUGCAGGCUUGUAUCCAAUAAUGGUAGAGGGGCGCUUAACGUUCGUCAUCGGAAGUAGUCAUGCUGGCGUGGACACAGAAUUGGAUCGUGCAGUAUUCCGACCCCAACUAAUGGGGGUCACACGCCAACUUGAUAUUUAUAACAAUUCCAACAGUCCGAUUUUAAUCCUACAUUUGAGUAAAACCAGCAGUUAUGUGUUUGUUUCCAUGAAGAGGCUCCCCUACGGGUAGGUGGGAAGUCAUAGACAUUCGGCAGAUCGUUUCUUACUCAUGGUAAAAUGAAUAAGCCACUUACUGCAAGCAUAUCUGGAACGAUCAGGCAAUCCUCGGGCAAGCAUUUAUGCCACCCAUCCGCGACAGCCGGCGCACAACGUACACCAUUCAAUGAACAAAUAAUAACAUGUGCUUGAUCGCACGCUCUCGAUAAGCCGGCUGCAGGUAGUCCUGGAAGUCUAAAAGUUAACGAAAGUGAACCCGAAGGCUGGUAACCUUAAAGUAGAUGGGCUAACUCAUGAAAUGUUGACCGAAAUUUCGAAAUGCAUUUUCGUUUUGAAAUGAUUAAUUAAGUAGUGUUGUAAAGCCAAUCAUCGUGCAGCAUAAUUCUUUAAUAAUUCAGCUACUCCAAAACGCCGGCUCUAGAACAAACUUUUUUUGGCUGCAUCUAAAAACCAAGCAACGUAAAAAAUGACUACUUAUGUAGAAUGUAUUUUUUAAAUCGAUUUUCGAGGCCCUUAAACACUCAAUUAUAUUUCAUGAAAAACAUGCCUACAAAUAUUCGUUAUUUUGCUCAUUCAAUAGAUAAUUACUUUUUCUUUCAAUUUUAAACUCGAACGAAGAAUAUAAUUCGGUUUUAAGAAGUUUCGAAAUGUGGGACUUUUAAAUGCCAUGAAACGGCUGUUCAUAAAUCGUCAUGGCUCUGCAUUUUCCACUGUGGCUUUUAAAGUAAAUAAUGUGUCUCAAAUCCACCUGUCAAUUUUAUGAACAUUAUAUAGUCCCCCUUUAUAACCGUAGACAAAUGUAUGGUCUUCCGUACGCGGAAGGUAUACGGCUUGUAGUUCGAAAACCCUAGAUGCAAGUGUAAAGGCAGGUCGGGUUCAAACUUAUUCGGUAAUUGAAAAUGUUCUAUAAAGCCAAAUUAAACCCUUCUUUUUGGUGUAAAAUUGAAAAUAGGCGUACUUUUCUACUAAAUGAGCAAACGAAUGAAUAUGUUUUGCAUCGAAAAUCUAUGAAAAAAUUCAUGCUGCAUAAGUAGGCUUUUUUAAGGAGUAUGGUUUUUGAAUGCAGAUAAACAAGUUUGUUGAAAAGCCGGCGUCCUGAGGUAACAGAAUUAUUAUAGAAUUAUGCUGCGCGUUGGUUGGUUCUACAACCCCACUUAAUUAAUCUUUUCGAAACAGGAACGCAUUUCGGAAUUUUUGUUGAGAUUUCCUGAGUUGGCCCAUUUACUGUAAAUAGGGUUGCAAAACUAGUCAUUAUGCAGCAUAAUAUAGUAACCGCAGGAUGCUGGAUUUGAACGAACUUUUUUCCGGCUGCAUGCAAAAACUAUACUCCGCAAAAUAUGACAUGUAUUUUUCUCAGUGCUUUUCGACGCCCUUCAAAAUGUAACUAUAUUUCAUGCAAAACCAUUUAUCAUGAUAUUCAUUUCCUUCCUCAUUCUCUAGAGAAUUACGUCUUCUCCCAAUUCCAUACUCGAAGGAAGAGCAUAAAUCAGUUUUAAAAAGAUUCAAACUGUGAGACUUUUAAUACAGUGAAAUGGCCGUUAAUGAAACGCCAAAUCUCAAUAUUUACCAACGUGGUUUGUAGAGUUGGAAAUAUAUACUGCUUAAUUGUGCGAAUCCCAUGUGGUGUUCUCCUAAUACAGUAGAGAAACAUAUGGUUUUCCAUGCGCGGAAAAUAUACGGAUUAUAGUUUGGAAGCCCUGAAUACAAGUGUAAAGGCAGGCCAGCGAUCAAAACUAUUUAGGAAUUGAAAAAAGGGUAAGAGGAUACAAGGUAGCCCUCGCAGUACGGUAAACUGCCAGCUGCCUGUCUUACGGGACCGGUGGUAAUAGGGGCUAUACGGGUGGGGCCUGUGAGUGGAGGCAAAAAUGGGGCAAGCAGUACACAUCUAAAAAUGAAACCUCAAGGGUAGUGGAAGCCUGAUUCAAAUAAGAUGAAAUAUGCAGGGAAGGUUUGUAAAUGGGCACGGAUAAAUAAAACGGUAUGCGGAAUAAAUGCAACCUUGCCCCGGAUAGGAAAGAAUGCCAAGGGAAAGUUACCAACCAAUAGGAAGAAGGAAGUAUGUACUCAGGCCAUUCCGCGAAUGUGCGAUAUUACGAUAACCAUCGAAAUGGACACAGGAGCACAUGUGUCAAUUUGCGACCCACACGACGGAACAACGCAAGUGGAGUGAAUAUUUAAUGUGAAAAAAUAUCUUUGGUUGGAUGAGCAACGUUGACAGUAAUAGUUUAGUUCCACUGUGGUAACGUAUGGGGAAUAAAACUGUGGCAGUAGUUGUGGGCUUUACGUGAACCGUAUGGAAUUAAAUGUAAACAGGAAAUAGCACUUUUUGUAAAAAAAAAUUCCGCUUUGGUCUGUCUUGCAGAGCCCAGUCUGGUAGAAGGCGACGAAAAACACGACCACAGGUGAAUAUGCCGACGGAUUAUGCACGGAUUCUUGAAAUAAUUCAGUCACCCUACCUAGUGCAAUAUCUGCAACGGAAAGGACUCCUGACCCGUAGGGUCUUAUGUAGGUGCCGGCAGGCCAUGCCGUUACAAGUAUUGCGACAACACACGGAUGGUUAUGCCUUUAGGUAAGGUCUGUUUACUGUGGUAUACAGACCGUAGAUGCGCCCGAUGUGGAGAUAAGAGAGACAUGAGAGUGGGCUCAGUGUUUGACGGGAGGCACCUGACACUGCCUAAAGCGAUGAAAACGUGCCUUUCUUUCAUUGAAGGCACUGGGGUGACUAGAUGUGCAGCCAUAGUAGGAAUAACUAAGAAGACCGCAGUUGACUGGUACGGUAUAUGGCGAGACGUAUGCACAAAGGCCCUCCUACAAGAAGAAGGUCAACUCGGUGGGCCCGACAUCGAAGUCCAAGUCGACGAAACGAUGAUUUCGCGACGCAAAUACAAUGUGGGGCGACUGAAGAAGCAGAAUUGGAUUAUGGGUAAUUGAACAGUGUACUGUCACAUCAUUUUAGGCAUGUAUGAUUCGGCCAAAAAGAAAGCCCUAUUCGAGCAAGUAAAUGAUAGAAGCUGGCCGUCCCUAAGGGCUGUCAUAAGAAAGUGGAUUGCGCCAGGCAGCGUGAUAGUCACUGAUGAAUGGAAAGGAUAUGCACGUGUGACGGAUGAAGGAUAUCGACAUUUAACGGUCAAUCAUUCAGUUAAUUUUGUCGACCCAGUCACUCGAAAGAACACGAUCGCUAUCGAAGCCUACUGGAGUAGGCUGAAGAAAAAAUUACGUGAACACGGUCUCAUCCGGGAAAGGAACAUCUGUGCUCAUGUAAUCGAAGCCCAGUACCGUCUGUGGUAUGGCCUCAAGGCAGGCAAUUUGCCCCAAGCAUGGGAAUUAUUCUUAAAGCAUAUAGCGGACGCUUACCCGGUUGCUGACCGUACUUGUUCAGCGGAAGACGGAGCGCAGCUGACACAAAGGUAAGCGUCGGUCAUUGAUGACAUAAACCAUUAUAUUAGUUAA